This is a messenger RNA of Sporothrix brasiliensis 5110, 2193 nucleotides long. RefSeq lists its product as uncharacterized. The record is from RefSeq and is a predicted model, not a curated record. The transcript has 2 exons. Lineage: Eukaryota; Fungi; Ascomycota; Sordariomycetes; Ophiostomatales; Ophiostomataceae. Bases 1 to 2193 code for a protein of 730 amino acids.
AUGUUCCGCUCCUACGGAAGACAUCAAGAAGAGGCCAUGGCCACCGAAGACGACUCUUGGUACGACCAAGACGACCAAGACGAUCUCACCUACGAGGAUGAGGUCGAAGUGUACCAAGGCCGCGUGAACCAAAAAGCAGCGACCGUCACCCCCAACGCGUCAAAGCAGAGCAACACCAAUCAUCAUGAGACACUCGACCUGCAGAUGUCUCUCUGGCCCACUUUCCGAAGGGUGGACUUACCCAAUGUUGAGAGCUACGCCAGGCCGCCUUCGAGGCGAGAAUGGCUCGGCCCACCGGAUCGACGGAGCGACGAGGAGAAGGAGAAGGACAGGGAAGAGUACGACAAGGCCGUGGUGGAGCAGGAAGCCAAUGAGUACCACUUUUACGACAUGAUGGCUCGCAUUGAAAAUCAGGGGAAAUGGCGGCGCGCAUGGCACGACAUUCUCCAAGAAGGGCACGGGGUGCCGUGGACCCUGCAGGACAACAAGGGGCAACCCAGCCGGUCCAAUUCGACCAGAUCGGCCAAGACGACGACAGCGUCCGGUACAAAAAAGAAACCCCCGCCCAAAGUCAUACGGCUCCCACCGACGCCACCGCCUCUGCCGCCGUGCCUCCAGUGCACCCUCGCCGGUGCUUGUUGCUCGCUCACGACUCUGCCCUAUGCCCAGGCCUUUGUCAACGACAGGGUCUCGACGCGCCAACUGCCGGCAAGCCGCACGGCAAGUACUGCCGAACCUUCCUGGGAGACUACCUUUUCGAAUCUCAAAAAGGAGCUGGAGACGACUUGCACCACCGUUGACGAAUACACAGCCGAGCUGCCCUGGCGCCGUCAGCAGCUCGAGCAGCGCAUGCUGCGCCAGGCCAUUGUCCGCGGCAAGACCGACUCGCCGUUUCUGCCGCGGCCGCCGGCGCAGUGCUUUCGGUGUGUACGGAUGGGCGAUGCGGCCUGCCUCCAACAGUCGCGGGACUUGUCCAAUACAGCCUCGGGGGCGGCAGGGCAAGGCACGUUGAUCGCCUGGUUUGCGAGCAGCGGGCCGCCGCCAGAGUCUCUGCUUCCACAACACAGCAUUUCCCUCGUCGACCAGAUCCGAGGUAGUCGUGAUGACGGUCCAUCCGCACAGCACGCAGCCGUCCGGUCACAAGGGCACAGACCACCACGUCCUGUUCUCGAGGCCAUCUUCUGCCGCAACCCAUGGGUGCUGGACGCCGCCGGCGUGGCUGCCAAAGCCAACGACCUCCUCGAGCAGAUUGCAAUGAACUACACGCGCGGUGCCAGCACGGGAAGUCGUUUUUCGCAAAAGAAGCCUGGUGGCAGAGGCCAUGGACAACAGGCCACGCCCAGCUUCAUCAAGGCGUUUUGGCAGACAAGUGUCGACACGACGGUCCCGAAAGCACAGGGUGGUGUUCACGUCCGCCCUGCCACUGCACUCGAAGUUUCCCGCCUGCUUCCCCGCCGCAGCUGGAUGAAUGUGUAUGCGAGUCGCGGCGUGGCCACAGUGAAACCGCUGAUUAUGAGAGUGGCAAAGCGAAACGGGUUCAUUGCGAAAACGAGAGUCUUCGAUCCAACGAUUUGCCACGCGACGCCCCCUGCUCUACCUGCAUGGCAUACCAACGACAGAAACAGCGGAAACGGCGGGAACAACAGACAGAUGGACGUGACAGAUAAGGUGCAGCAAUGGCUCGACGGCCAAGGCUCUGUCCCUCCGCGUGCGCCACACAACAUCAACUGGCAAGAGUACUUUCUCAACGUGGCCGAGAGCCGUGUCGCAGCUCGACGUCAGGCCCAGAAGCCCAAGCCAAAGAGAAGCAGGCGGGCCAAGCCGCUGGCCAUCCUGCCGCCGAUUCCGCAUUCGCCGCCAUCAGAGUCACCGCCUCAAAAGCCCGUUGCGGUCGACGUCAGCCGUCAGAGAAAUCCAGAGACGAAAGAGCAGCGAGAGGCGCGAAUCGCCAGGCUGGCGGUCGCCCUGGGCCAUCGCGUGCGGGCGGAGCAACAGCGGAUUCUCGGUGAGGCGGACCCUGCCCGGCGCAUAAAGGCAGCUCCAUUCGGGCCAAGCAGGCGGCCACAUGGGCUGAAACGCUCUCUCGAGGACGAGCUUGCCGUUGACGAUAUCAUCCGACGGCUGUCGCGCAGCUUGGACCUAAACACGUCCAGGGAAAUAGCGAACUUGGCAGUCGGUCCGGGACGCAAGUAG